Molecule: messenger RNA, 4329 nt
Organism: Babesia sp. Xinjiang
Lineage: Eukaryota; Apicomplexa; Aconoidasida; Piroplasmida; Babesiidae
Exons: 1
Coding region: 1-4329 (1442 amino acids)
Source: RefSeq, a predicted model, not a curated record
AUGGAUAUGGAGGGUAAUCUUCCCAAACGCGUUCCGGAGGAGGUGCUUUUCAAGUGGGACGAUGGAACUGAUUCGAAGCGUCACCAUGCAGGCAGCCUUAGUGCAGGCGUAUCGGCAGUGUCGAGUUUCCUUGCCGAGCCUUUGAGUACACGUGCUGCCAACGCAUUUAAAAACGUCGCAUCGAGUCGUGUGGUUCCAUCUGAUCGCGUGGACACCAACAACGUACAUGUAGAGGCACAGAAGAUUCGAGAAACAGUAGCAAAUAUUCAGCUGUCGCAUAACCGUGACUGGCUUUCUUCAAACACUCACGUGACUGCACUGGCUAAGCUGGAUGUACUGGACCGUCUUUCGUGUUUAUUACUGAACAGGGAGAGUGCUAUGCGUUACGAGUCGCUUCGUUAUUCUCAGCGCGAGUGUACUUCGGAGUUCGAAUUCCACCGAGUUCUUUACGAGGCUCGGUUAUCUCGUUUGAAUAGCGCUUUGGUUCCAGAAUUUUGCGUGCAACCCAUAUAUAUUAGGAACUCUACAUUGGUUUCAAAGCUCAAAGAAAACUGUGGGUGCCCUUUACAUGUAUAUGUUGAGUGGAAUAUUCGCCAGUCUCAACCCGCAGGGCCCCGUGGCCCGGCUGCGGGCACUGGCGUUGACAUUUCGUUUGGAACGUUUCGCCGCGCAUCUACAAAUGUGUCUUAUCUGCAACCAUAUGGUAGCGGUGAGUUCUUUACCGCCCGCGAGGAUCCCUUGAGCAGUCCUUACGUUCCGAAUGCCGAAGGUACGCGUAGUGAUUCCUUCCAUUCGUUUAGUGAUUCUGCGCCACCAAUGGGACUGUCCUUUGCGGAUAACUCUGGUUCAAAUGUACAAUAUCCUAACCCCGGAAGUUCUGGUCCUGGUGACGUGCUUCCAGCCGCCACCACUAACCAUUCUUCCGUGGCUGAAGAUUCGUGUGAUGAUUGGAAGUUAAGACCCGGUCACUUCCAACGCCAAUCUCAGGUUAAGGGUCCGGUUACGACGCCUUCAGCUAACGCCAAAAGUUCGCAUAAUGGGAUUAGCGCCUUUGAGCACGUCGAGGCCAUAUGCCCAAUGCACUCUGCAGUAGGUCUACCGGAUCUGUUAUGUGAACGUGGUGGACAUAUGCACGUGAUAUCUGAACUGGGACUAUUAUGUCGUUACGAUCAAUCCCCCAUUAACGGCGAGAGCGUACACGUGAUGUCAUUGCACAAGCUACGUGGAGGCCAGAAGGUGUCGCACUUCCGUCUACCGUCUCGUCUGCAAGCUGUGAAGGCAGUUCACCUCCGAGAUUUUGAGCUGGAACGCUACGCUUCAGCUUUUGAUUUGGACGAAAAUAAUGCAGACGCUGCAAGUAAACUUGGCAGGGAGUACCUUGCAUCACUUUACAGUGGCCCGGCUCUUCUGAUCGUGACGUCUUCAGAGUUCAUUAUCGCUAUGGUUCACGAAUCUUCUGGAGAUUUCCGCCUUGGUGUCUUGUUCCGAGAACGCAACAUUGGGCACGAUAUUCGUGAUGUCAUCUGUCAUCGUGCCUCUGGUAGAGUGUUUAUGUUGGCUGCGAACAGCCUUUUGUACGAGUUCCAGUACCAGUUGGGUGCUGUGGACGUAAAGGAUCACUCGAUAUUCGGGAAGCUCUUGUCAACCGCAGCAAAAGGCUGCAAAAUCCUGCUCAAUGCAUUGAGCAGCGAUCGCGUGUACAAGCUGUAUGGCACCGUUCCGAGCGGUUACACCGUGGAAGCGGACACUAAUGAGGAAGGUACCGCCGUUGAUGGCACGCCUAAUUGGUGGGAAUCUAGCGGGAAUUGCCUACAGGAUUCCAGUGGUUCCUGUCCGGCUUUAGGCACAGCAUAUUGGCCUCCUUCUGAGUGGCGCGCAUUGCAUUUGUCUCUGCAGGAGUCCAGUUUUUCUGACGGUUCUAAUAAAGAGAGCUGUACGUGUGUUAGCCGCAGUUGCUGCGUGAAACGUGAGUGUCGUACUUGUUUGAAACUAUUGAACCCGUGGAACAAGUCAUACUUUGGCGUGCUUUCGGUAGGCGACUCCCAUAUAUGUUUGGAUCAGGAUCGCUGGUUAUUAUGUAUGUUGUCUCAUGAUACUGGAGAUUUGAGUGUAUUUAAGAUUGCUGACGAGUGUAAUUACGAGACAUUUGUUAAGGGUGUUGUGGAAUUUGGACGUCUGUUUCCCUACAAUUUGACAUUCUUUUGUCUGCGCCAAGGCGACCUUGUUACUCAGUUGACUAGGGCUGGUUACUUUAGGUUGGUUGGCAGCCCUUCUGGUUUCCGUUGCGUAACGGUGUUGAAUGCUCCAUUGGGUGGUACAGAGGGUGUCGACAUCAUAUUGGUUGACAAUUUCGGUACUCGUAUUUUCAUUGGUUUUGUUACUGACUCGCAGAAUAAGACGUCUUUGGUUGUUAAAGGUUUCAAGGUGGCACAAACAUUUUUGAACCGUCGUUCUCUAGCUAUAAAAUCAUCUUAUCAUCAGAUGGGCAUGUUCUGGCGCGAUCGAUAUGCUGGUUCUCCCGGCGGAACGCGUCCCGCACGUCCCAAAUACUACUACCUAAAUGAUUUGUUUGUUUCCUGCGAGACAUAUGGGAAGAGUGGCAACCUUUCUUUGGCUAAGGUAUCGCUUUUUACUCCCGAGUCAGCGUCACUGUGUCACUCAAAUGGCGAUGCUCCCCAAUCGGUAUCGGAGGAGCUGUGGUCGCAUAAUCAGCGUGUGUCUUCUGGAGGUAAUAUUUCUUCAGGAGCGUCGGCCUCACCUUCGUCAAAUGGUACAAGGCCUGUCGAAUGGUUUGACGAAUUUUGUUUCUUAACUUCGCCCGAUGAGGAGAUUCUUGAGGUGUACGCUGAGCGUCGUCCUUGUGUUGUUGGUGAGACUCCUUGUGGUCUUGGUUGGGAGUUGAUAUUUGUGACUUCUCAAAAGAUGUACACAUUCCAUCGCUCCAGCCUGUUACACGUAAUAUCGGCAUUGUUGCAGCACCCACUGUCUACCCUUCGUUAUCUGGAUCCUCCGCCGCUUUGGCGUGAACAUCGUCCAUCGCAUUCAAUACGUCGUGAGUCCCCCGUUGAAGGUAAGGAGGGUACUCAUUUCGUUGACAUUUUUGCUGAUGCAUCGCAACGUGGUGAUAUGUUAGGUGAGGAUACGAACAAAGGUUUGGUGGCUUACGGAUUGUACUACUUAUGUUGGUUAUACACCCCUGAAGAGGUCUUCAAGGUUUGCUGGCAGUUUUUGCUUGACCACAACGAUCCUGUGCUAGAGGCAUUUCUUUUGCAAACUAGAGACGAGCACUGUUUGCUCUUAUCUUCAAUGGGUAUCCCCUCUAGGUUGUUUGGUUGGACCGCCCCCGGUGCUUAUGCGAUCGAUGACUUAGGUAAUCCAACAACUCCCGUGGUGAGCCCUUGGUGCAAGUUUGUGAUAUUUGAGGAGCCUCGUUGUCACCGUUUCAAUCGUAUUCGGACAUGUCUAACCUCUUCGGCGGUUGAUGGAGCUCUAUCCUUAGUAUGCAGCAUGCUAGAGUCUCUGUGGCUAGAGCGCACUUUUUCGUGCACUCCUCUGUUUACAUCAGCGUCUUACUCGCCUCCAGAAGACAGUGCGGUGCCCUUCACGCCUAAUGACCAGCUACCGCGUCGUAACGAGUUUGUGGUUGGUCCUAGGUUCGCUAGCAACAUAAUUCUCUGUUUGUCUCGGCCUGUAGAGGAUGUGAAGUCUCUUUUGGCACAGAUGCGCAAACUCUACCUUUUGCUAAACAGGGUUACCGUGAACUAUGAGUCCUUGCAGAACAGUACUAUGGAAUGGUUGGCCCAUUCUGUGGGUCGUUUGUUACCUCGGUUACAGCGCGACAUAUUCUCUGAGAAAUGUUCUGAGGAUAUUUCUUCAUGCCCCGGGGUAUGGGAGUACAAUUUUGCUACGGGAAAUGGGCCGGUAGAUGUUGGAGGUAGUUCUUUUUCAUGUGAUUUUGCUACUCUGCUGCGUCGUAUUCGCGAUCGCCAUACCCGUGACGUGAAAACCUUACGUGAACUGGUAACUCUGCUCGAGAUAUCACAAGAGUAUCUGGCGUGUUGUGUUUUGUUGCACCGUAACUGUAUUUUGGGAGAUGCACAACACGAGUUUGGACAGAUGUUUACCAACGUUGAGUUGCUUCCUUCUCAAUCGUGCGGCCGUCUGUCACUCAAUGACCUUCGUUAUCACCGUGUGAUUCGAUCUCACGAGCCUACGGUGUCUGCUUUCAGCGUGCAGUUGGGUACCGCUUGGGAAGCUACGCCUUAUGCGUUCACGAUGUCGCGAGAAUUCUUCUACAUCAUAUGGCGUUCUAACCUGUUGAAUCUGUAA